Penicillium griseofulvum is the source of this 1737-nucleotide messenger RNA. RefSeq names its product putative alpha-1,3-mannosyltransferase. The transcript is spliced from 2 exons. Gene Ontology annotation, cellular component: Golgi apparatus. The record is from RefSeq and is a predicted model, not a curated record. Lineage: Eukaryota; Fungi; Ascomycota; Eurotiomycetes; Eurotiales; Aspergillaceae. The coding region runs from base 1 to 1737 and encodes 578 amino acids. Gene Ontology annotation, biological process: protein O-linked glycosylation. Gene Ontology annotation, molecular function: alpha-1,3-mannosyltransferase activity.
AUGCUUUUGCGGACCUCCCAGUUCAUUAUCGCGGUAGUAGCCGGGUGGUUGAUAAUAUCAUUUCUGCUCUUUAGGUCACAAGCUCCAGACCCAAGUGUGCAAUCGACUUCCUCAGUCAACACAGAUACGGAGUCGGAACAUGAUUCUAUUUCGCAAGAGACGCCCGAUGAAAACUCCAUUGCGGAAAUUCCAAAGUUGCAAGAAAUUGUAGAAGACCAGCCAAAUAACACCGAAACCAACACCAAUCUAGAGUAUCUAGAACCUGAUCUUUUUGACGCCUCUCUUGACUACAUUCUAUCGAUAAUUCCCAACGAAAUAUACCGUCGAGAGCUCUUGCGGCCAGUAGUCGGCACGGGCGAGGCAAAACUGCACGAGCUCGGUUUGCGCACACGCGCAUAUAAACAAUUCUUCGAGGCUUGGGAGGAUGUCCACCUCGUCAAAAGCGACGAUAAUCACACCUACGUACGGGACGAUAUUGUCCCCUACUUGCGCGACAAGUUCAGCGAGCCGACCUUCUCCGACGCGCUGCACAAAUACGAAUCUUACCGCCAAUUCCUCGCCAAAUUCUCCGCGCUGCUGUUUCCGUGGACGAGUCCAUACUUUGCAGAUCAUAUGAGCAUGCACGCUUCUUUGCGUCAUGGAGGCCGCGGUAUUGUAACGACAGCGGGAAAUGGACAGGCGCAUUUUUUACUGGCUGCCAUUCCUUCUUUUCGUCUCUUGGGCUGCGAUCUUCCCGUCGAGGUCAUGUAUCUUGGCGAAAACGAUUUGAGCGAGGACUUCCGGACUCAGCUUGAGGCGCUACCAGGCGUCACAACGCGUGACCUCUCUACACUAGUUAACGAUAAAGGUUGGCAACUCAACGGAUGGGCUGGGAAACCCUUUGCCAUUCUCUUCUCAUCUUUCCGCGAAGUCUUGUUCAUCGACGCCGACUCGCUGUUCUUCGUUAACCCCGAAUCACUAUUUGAUGACGAGGAGUACGUGCGUACGGGUGCCCUUUUCUUCAGAGAUAGAAAUAUCAUUCCAGAGAGUAAGAAAGAAUGGUUGCAGCAGAUCUUGCCGAAGCCGAUUUCACCAGCUGUGCAACAUACCAGAAUGUGGACCGGGGAGAGCGCGCAUGUACAAGAGUCGGGAGUCAUUGUUGUGGAUAAGUGGAUGCACUUUAUCGCAUUGUUACUUGUAUGCAGAAUGAAUGGACCAGACAGGAAUGGGAAUGGUGGGGACAUUGUAGGGACAUAUGAUAUGGUAUACGGUGAUAAGGAAACCUUUUGGAUAGGCUGGGAACUCACUGGUGAUACUUCCUAUGCGUUCCACUCAGGCAACUGUGGAGUCAUGGGCAUAACCAAGCCAUCUACCAAGCCCAACCCCACUAAUCAACAGCCUGAACCGACGUUCAUCGGGGGAAUUGCAGUGGCCCCACCGGAAAUAGGGCGCGAAAUGGUGCCUGAUCGUGAGCCCGACCUCACUAUCUGUGCUCCCCAACUUCUUCAUUUGGAUCGUGAGCAACGCCCUUUAUGGUUCAACGGCUGGUUAUAUGAGAACAAGUUUGCGAGUGAACGGGUUCUCGGAAAAUUCGAGAUGUAUAUGGAAGAGCAGAGUGGAUCAUUAGUUCCACCAGCCUGGGAACUAGAGGAGCACAAUCUCUGCUGCUUGUCAAAUUCCCCCGCAAAGAACUUUACAACUGAGGAGAGCGAUUGGAUCGAUACGCUGAUCGGGAUAGCAAAGACGGUGGAUAACUAG